Angiostrongylus costaricensis is the source of this 2349-nucleotide messenger RNA. NCBI's taxonomy places the organism in Eukaryota, Metazoa, Nematoda, Chromadorea, Rhabditida, Metastrongylidae. The record is from the annotation of a GenBank genome assembly.
AUGGGUGGUGGUGUGACGGGAAGUUCCGUUGCAUACCAUCUUACUAAAAGGAAUGUUAGGGACGUAUUGCUACUUGAAAAGGAAGAAGUAGCCACUCCAAGCGGUGCUUCCUUCCAUUCACCUGGUCUUGUUUCUGCCAGUCAUCCAGCCCAUCGCUAUAAACCUAUACUCGCAUAUUCGGUCGAACUUUAUAGCAAACUUCAGGAGGAAACUGGUGAAGUUCUGAAUUUCGAAAGAAGUGGAACUAUUCGUCUCGCUACUAACCCAACUCGACUACAAGAGUUUAAGCGCUACGUUGCAAGGGAUUACUACAAAGAAGGAGAUGCAUGCAAAACCACACUACUAACGCCUGAUGAAGUUGCUAAACUCGUUCCCAUCCUAGACAUCAAACAGGUUCUGGGCGCUUUGUAUACUUCAAACGACGGCAUGAUUUCAGCUUCAGGUUUGAACCGCGCGUUAGUGAGCGGUGCGAAAGCAGGAGGUGCGCAAGUAAUCCAUUCAACGCCAAAAUCAAUACGAUAUGAUAAGGAAAAAGGGCAGUGGAAUGUAGAAUUGGCUAAUAAUAGCCUAGUGACGGCGCGAAACUUGCUAAAUGCUGGAGGUAUUUGGGCGAAUGACAUUGCUCGUAUGUCUGGUCAUGAGCUGCCAGUGGUUAUUGCUGAGCAUCAAUAUGCUUUUCUUACGCCUGGCUCUGCACCACCGGAUACACCUGCUAUUAUUGAUCAUGAUAGCACUUUCUAUAUGCGAAAGUUUGGUGAUAAGUAUAUUUUUGGUGGUUUUGAACCGAUUGAGAAGGUAACGUUUAGAGAAGAAUGGUAUCGUGACGGUGUUCCAACAGAGGGUUCCCUUGUUGUUACUCCCAAUUUCUCUCGCUUGGAUGAAGCCUACGAACGAGCGUGUGAAUUAUUUCCGUGUAUCAGAGAUUCACAGAUUGAUGCUAAAGCGGCUCUAUUUACCAUGACUCCAGAUGGAUAUCCUCUGGUUGGUCCUUUUGACAAAAACUAUUGGGUGUCCACUGGUUUUCUUGAUGGAGUGAGCAGUGGUGGUGGAAUGGGAAAAUACAUAUCUGACUGGAUGGUGGACGGCGAACCUCCCUUGGAGUUAUUUAUUGUGGACAAGAGUCGUGAAACCUACUCUAUGUUUUACAAUUGGUCCUACACUAAUAGAUUGGGUGCUCGGCCUACUGAUCGUGUCAGUGGAGUCUAUGGACGUUUGAAAAGAGACAAGGGACAUUUUCUAUUCCGUAAUGGAUGGGAGGUCUCACAUGUGUUCGAUAUUGAUGAAGAAGGAAUGUUGUCAACAGUAAGUCGUGAGUAUGAGAUGGUGACGAAUAAAUGUGGUGUCAUAGAUAUGUCUUGGAAAGGAAAAAUAGAAGUAAGGGGAGAAGACGCUGAUGUGUUCAUGGAUUAUGCGAUCUGUAACCAGAUACCUCCACUUGGGAAAAUAGGCUCUGGUUUGAUGUUAACUAGACAAGGUCGUCUUUUCGCCCCAUUGAAAAUUUUCCACCACGACAACACGCGUUCCGCAUUUAUUAUGCUUACAGAGCCGGAAAGAGAAAGCAGAGAUAUAUACUGGCUUCGACGUGCUGCUGCAGAAAAGAAAUUUAAUGUUCAAGUGAACUGCGUGUCGGAAUAUCUCGCUUCCCUUGCUCUUGUCGGGCCUAAUAGUAGACAAGUCCUUUCGGAGUUAACGAAGUCAGAUGUAUCAGAAGAAGGAUUCCCACAGCGCUCCACUCGUUUGAUGAGGCUAGGAGUCGUAGCAGUUGUGUGCGCUCGAAGUUCCACGUCAACUGGUCAGCUCAGCUAUGAGCUCUUCCAUAAUAGAGCCGACUCCGCAAAACUAUAUCAGGAGAUCAUCCGUGCUGGCACACCACAUGGGGUGGUGAACUUCGGUCAGGCGACAAUGAAUAUAAUGCGACUUGAGCACGGCUACAAAAUUUGGGGACGAGAACUCACUCUGAACACGAAUCCAUUCGAAUGCGGUUUGGGAGCUCUUGUCGACUUCAACAAAGAAGAUUUUAUCGGAAAACCAGCAGCUUUGAAUUUAAGCAAACAAACUUUCGAUCGUAGAUUAGAACUACUCACGUUUGAUCCUGCCGAUAACUCGGAUGUGCCUCUUGAAUGGAAGAAUCUUCCAUUUGGAAUGGAAGUUGUUCGUCGAGAAGGACAGGAAGAGCGUAUUGGUCAGAUCACAUCAGGUUCAUACAGUGUUCGUCUUCGGCGACCAAUUGCAUUCGCGUGGAUAGAUAGUAGCGUGCAACCAAGUGAAAGGUUAACAGUUGACGUAGGGCUGGAUCGCAGGUUAAUAGCAACCAUCAUGGAAAAACUUCCACAUACUCCUAUUCAGUAG